ACAAAGGACAAAAAGAUGAUACACACACAGACAGACAAAAAUUGUACUACAAUAAUGUAAUGGUUGACUACUCCAUCAAACAUAUGGCCUCGUGGUGAUCCACUGAUCCUUUUUAUUUAUUCUUUCUCUUCCUUCUUCUCAAUUAUUUUGAGCUUGAAAAAAAAUCAGGAUGGGCUGGAGAGGGAUAUUGGGUUUUGAGUAUGGAAUUGUCCAGGCGCCGUUGGGACCCGACAUCUCCGGCCCGGAGCUCGUCGCCGCCGUCGCGAAUUCCGGCGGACUCGGUCUCCUCAGAGCCCCUGAUUGGGAGGAUCCAGAUCGAGUGAGGGAAAUCAUAAGAAAGACAAGAACCUUAACGGACAAGCCAUUUGGGAUUGGAAUGGUUCUUGCCUUUCCUCACGAGGAGAACGUCAAGGCCAUUCUCGAUGAGAAGGUUGCCGUUUUACAGCUUUACUGGGGCGAGUGCCCGGAGGAACUGGUCUUUGCGGCUCAUAAAGCUGACGUCAAGGUUGUGCCUCAAGUGGGGAGCUAUGAAGAAGCAAAGAGAGCAUAUGAUGUUGGAGUCGAUGGCAUUAUCGUUCAAGGUCGAGAAGCGGGAGGGCACAUUAUUGGCCAGGAUGCCUUAAUGACGUUGGUGCCAAGAGUGGCGGAUCUAGUUCGCGGUCGUGGCAUUCCCAUUAUAGCUGCGGGAGGGAUAGUGGACGAGCGUGGCUAUGUCGCUGCUCUUGCACUUGGAGCUCAGGGUGUUGCACUCGGCACCAGGUUCCUUGCGACGGAGGAAAGCAAUGCCCACCCGAUAUACAAGAGAAAGCUGGUCGAACUUGGCGAGACCGAGUACACAAACGUGUUCGGUCGUGCUCGGUGGCCGGGGGCACCCCACCGCGUCCUAAAGACGCCGUUCUUCAUGCAAUGGCGGGACCUCCCUAGCCACGAGAAUGAAACGACCCAGCCAAUCAUUGGCCAUUCGACCAUCCACGGCAAGGAAAAGGAAAUUAGGCGUUUUGCCGGACCAGUCCCAAAUGGAAGUGCAAGGGGUGAAGUGGAGAGCAUGGCAAUGUAUGCGGGUCAGGGCGUUGGUCUGAUUCACCAAAUUCUACCCGCGGGUGAAGUGGUCCGUAGGCUUGUCACCGGAGCCCAACACUUGAUUUGUGAACAAGCUAAAAUGACUGCUUAAUUAUUUAUGCCAACCACUUCAUUAUAAAAAGUGUAAUUAACUACAAAAAUAUUAUUGUAAUUGAACCAAAUCGUUUUUAGUUAAGCUCUAUGCCAUUCAUUUUAGUUCAAUAACACCAUUUCAUUUAUAUUCUAAAUAAUUUAUCUUUGAUAAAUUGGUAAGGUUAUA
This is a messenger RNA of Cuscuta campestris, 1339 nucleotides long. NCBI's taxonomy places the organism in Eukaryota, Viridiplantae, Streptophyta, Magnoliopsida, Solanales, Convolvulaceae. The record is from the annotation of a GenBank genome assembly.